This is a messenger RNA of Saprolegnia parasitica CBS 223.65, 204 nucleotides long. RefSeq lists its product as hypothetical. The transcript has 2 exons. Lineage: Eukaryota; Oomycota; Saprolegniomycetes; Saprolegniales; Saprolegniaceae. Bases 1 to 204 code for a protein of 67 amino acids. The record is from RefSeq and is a predicted model, not a curated record.
AUGGAAUAUCCGGCUGUAUCGGAGUGCCUUUGGAAGCAAGCGAGCGGUCGCUAUGCAAUCCAUAAGUUCCACUGGCCUUUUAUGGUCUCGGCUUACUACAAAAACAGUCAGAUCCGCGAGUCACCUCAUAUUACAGAGUAUGAAAUCCAUUCCGGAAUAGUGCGGCUGGAACCCGAUUUCUUUGAGCCGUAUUUCAUGAUUUGA